Messenger RNA from Onychostoma macrolepis, 1754 nucleotides. RefSeq lists its product as uncharacterized. Gene Ontology annotation, molecular function: GTP binding. The record is from RefSeq and is a predicted model, not a curated record. NCBI's taxonomy places the organism in Eukaryota, Metazoa, Chordata, Actinopteri, Cypriniformes, Cyprinidae. The transcript is spliced from 2 exons. Bases 450 to 1223 code for a protein of 257 amino acids.
CUCUCACUACUCCGACACAAGUACUGGUGGCCAAACAUGAACCAGGACGUGGUCCGUUACGUCAAGGGCUGUGCCGUCUGUGCCGUUGUCUCUACCCCCCGUCACUUACCCGAAGGAAAACUCGUUCCCUUACCUAUCCCACGCCGACCUUGGUCUCAUAUCGGGAUUGACUUUGCCACUGACCUACCACCAUCCAACGGAUCCACCACCAUACUCGUUGUCGUGGAUCGGUUUUCAAAAGCCUGCAAGCUAAUCCCUUUACGAGGCUUACCCACUGCUCUUGAAACAGCCGAAACUCUAUUCCAACAUGUAUUCCGCAACUUUGGCUUACCCGAGGAUAUCGUCUCCGACCGAGGACCUCAAUUCAUCUCCAGAGUUUGGCGUAGUUUCUUCCGACUGCUUGGAGAGUUUGAAGAAGAAAUCAUCAGCAGCAGCGCUACAGCACCACAAUGAGUCAAAACAGCGUUCGUAUUGUUCUGGUGGGUAAAAGAGGAGUCGGCAAGAGCGCCACAGGAAACACUAUUCUCGGUGAGAAGGUGUUCAGUUCUGAAGCAAGAGCUGCAUCGAGCAAUAAACAGUGCAAAUCUGGAAAACAGAUGAUAAAUAACAGAGAGGUGCUUGUUGUGGACACUCCUGGUCUAUACGACACAAACCUGUCUAAUGAUGAAGUGAUGCAGGAGAUCACAAAAUGCAUCACUCUUGCAGCUCCAGGUCCUCACGUCUUCCUUCUCGUCCUUUCCAUCGGCCGCUUCACUGCAGAGGGGAGAUCCAUCAUUAGACUGAUCCAAGAACACUUUGGCAACGUUGUGCUCAGUCACUGUCACGGAUCCACCCACAACUUCUUCCACACCAACCACCUGCACCCGCUCACAAUCACCAGAAUACUAAUUACCACCUGUCAUCAAUUACCAGCCACUAUAUCAGUCACUCACCACAUUCCCUCGUUGGCUGGUCUCGAGGUCGCAAGCUACUUACCUUCUACUCACCUCAUGGUAUUCCAGGACCUCCUGUGCCGUACGCCUUCAUACCGACCUGUCUCUAGGAAGAGGAAAAGCCUGGGUGUUGGACUCACAGUCUAUGUUUACCGAUCUCUUAGAUCGUCGUUUAUGUUUUGUUUGAAAUCCUUUGAGUUUGAGUUAAGUUUGUGGAAAGGAAAUAAAUUAAGAAAAGUACUUCCACUAACCUUGUGUCUGCCUCUCCGUCCACACCUGACAGUCACAUGAUAAUCUUGUUCACCAGGGCAGAUGAUCUUGAAGAUAGAACAAUUAAAGACUAUAUUCACGAGACUCCAGAGCUAACUGAAGUGAUUAAAGCAUGUGAGGGCAGGUACCAAGCAUUUAACAACAGAAAGAAGUCAGACCGUACACAAGUUGAUCAGCUCAUGAUGAAGAUUGAAGUCAUGAUGGCGCACAAUCAAAACAGCUACUACAACCACUACAUGUUACAAAUGGCUGAUGAGCUCAACAAUACAAGGAGAAUCGUGAAGGACAAAGAUGAAAUUAUUGCUGGCCUACAAGAUAAAAUAAAAGUACUGGAAAACGGAGCACACUGUAGCAUAUCAUAGGCUUGAGCGUGUAAAUUAUGACCAGUGUUAGUAAUUCAUUACAGAGUAAUCUAAUUAUUUUCCUUUUAAAAAGUAAGAUAUUACUUGUAAUUGCAUGAAACAAUGUUGUAUGGAACAAUGUUGUAUAAAACAAUAGUGGAUUUAAAAUCAAAAUUUAACAUCUAAGGUUAACGUAUGUUUUUAAUGUAAC